UUAAAAGGAAUAUUACUGUCGGAUGUAUGUAUUCUAGAUUCCAAAAACGAGUCCUAUGACGGUUGUCAGAGGGUCGGAUUACGGAAAGUGGGGAAUAAUAUGUCGGUAAUUAUGUAAGUCAUUUGGCGUCAGAAUAACUCUGAAAAUAACCUGCCGACGACUCAAAUAUGACGCGUAAUUUUUAUAUCUAUCCGAUGACUCAAAAAUUGUCUACCGAGUGUUGGACUUCUCUUCGGGAUAUGAAAUAAAAAAUAUCUGCACAAUUAUUAGUCGUCUUUAGCAAUUUUUAUGACUGAAAUGUCAUGUCGGAGUUAAGUAACUUAAUAUCACAAUUUCUCAUCAUCAUCUUACAUAAAAUACUCUAUAAAUCAUUAAAUGUAUCUGAAAAAUAUAUGAAAUUGACCGUUUCCGAAAGAAAAUUGCUCAAUUUUCAUAAAAAUUACAAUCCCGAAUGAAAAUACUGAAAAAAACAUAAUUUGCAAUAAAUAAAAUCGGAAUUAAUUAUUUAAAUCUAAAAUUUAUUAUACUUGGCUCAGGAACUUGCUUCAAUGUGCUGAGUUAAUAUUUGGUAUGCAUUUUGGUUUAAAUAAAUACUUAAUAGAAAUAUUCAAUUAAUUUUAUACAUCGUGAUACAGUCCCUGAAUUCCGUUCGCCAUGACACGACAGAAAGCAUGAGCCGAGGUGUUUGGACAAUAUACAAUAAUUGUUAUAUUGAUUUUUAAUUCGUUUUAGAACGUUUCACACUGAAUUGAUUGAUCAGAAUUUCUCUAAAAAGUUAUUUAAUAUAGAACUCCAAUCUUUUCUAUUGAGUGUAGAAAGAAUAAGCUCUAGACGAUAGCAGAAAACAAGAAAUUGUGUAUAUUGUACAAAGACCUUGAGCGAAAGUUGUGGACGUCAAAUUCAUAGUCACUGACAUUAGCGCUUUGUCGUCAGAAGGAAUCAUGCCGUUCAUUAUUGUUAAAACAAUUGAGGACAAUCUUCCAUACAUCACGGCUUGCCCAGACACCUGGGAAGACCGUGGUACGUUGUACUGGCCACGAGAAUGUCUGAACAUCGAAAAGUUGCGGAGCAACGAAAAAAUGAAGCCUCAAAAAUCAUGGAUGAGGCUAAAUUGCGAGGUGAAAAAGAGGAACAUUGCCACUUACGGGGAGGCAAUUAAGUAUGAAAUUGCCCUGAGCAAUGUUGAAACGGACAGUGAGCAGGAAGUCCUUCAAGACCGGAAGGGAAGACAGCAUACCAAAGUCUACCCUGUUAGUUCACAAGGUAUACAUCAAAACUCGCAGGAUUUUAAUUACUUGCUUACAAUACCUGAGGAACGUCACGAUAAGCAUUCUCCAGAAAGACAAAAUCGUUACCAGAUGAUGAUUGCAAGUACCGCAAGUGAUCUUGGUCCUGCCGUGACUCCAACUCAAAUUGCAAGAGAAGACCCUGUUCAGGUAUGUGCAGAAGGAAUAGACGAGGCAAUUUCUGUCCAAGAGUUACCGCGUCUUCAAUGUGAAAAUUGUUUGGUCCUUUCCAAUGAGAUAAAUAAUAUGAAAGCAAAGUACGAUCUGCUGUCCCUUCUUCCGGGAAUAAACGUGAAGUUAGACAGGAUAUUGGAGCAGCAGGAGAGAAAUGAUUGUACCACAACAGCAACUAUGCGCAAGAAGGGAGCAUCUAAGAUAAAUAUCUUUCCAAUUGCAAGUAUUGAAGUUUUCGACGAUUUUGAGACAAAACUUUCUGAUGAGUCGUACAGAGAGCAAUUCAUUUACCAGAUGUCCUCCAUCGGAGGCACUUCAGGCAAUCGAGAUGGGAUUAAAAUUGCGUAUCGAUUGGUUGAUGAAAUUUUCACAAGGGAGUUGUUGAAAUAUUAUUCUUGGACAGGCACAAAAACUAAAUAUGAAAAGAAGCAGUUCUCUGCCUAUAAUCGCUUCCUCCAGGCAUUUUAUGACAUUGUCAAACUUGCUGACGACAAAUAUUCUACCACAGAAAACGAAAAAUUCUUCAAAGAGAAAAUUCUGAAACACAGUUUGGCCAGAUCCAAGCAGAAGAAUAAGUAAAAUGUAUUUAAAGCAACACAAUCACCAUAAUAUCUCUUACAUUGAUGAAGUGCAGAUAAAUGAAUUAGCGAAAAACUCAACGUCUGUUACAAAAAUUUAUUUCUUCACUUAAAAGCUAGUUAAUAUAAGUAUGCAAGAGAGGAAAAAAAAUUAUUUCAUUUCCAUCCUGAAUUGAAAAGAGCUUGCAUUUCAAAUCCUGAAUUUUGUACAAACUUUGUUUUUCAUGAAUUAUAUAUUUAGUGGAAUAAAUAUUUAAGAAAGAUGAUUUUAUUGGCUUUUCAAAAUAAUCUACGCAUCUUCCAAUCUCUGUACCAUAAAUAUAAACCUCUCCAUUGUUCUUAGUUGCAUUUAUCAUCUCAACAAUUUUGUUGCGCUUUGUUAAGAACCAUUUGUUUUUUGAGUCGUUCUUUAAACAGAAAUCGUGAGUUACAAGAACGCAGCUGAAUGAUCCAUCACAUUCCGAAAGCUCGUGAUCCUCAGAUGUUUUUCCUUUUAGCAGUGGAUAAGUCAGUUCUUGUACGAUUACAUUUUGUUGCUGAGACUUUUCAGUUACUCUCCUUGCUGCUUGUGCCAGUGGCCUGUUUCCACUCCUUAUUGUUCGCUUAAUUUGAUGAAGAUAAUUCUCAAAUGGAUAGGAUGAUAUCUUAUCCAAUGAGCCAUGAUGUCUAACAUCAUCUACGAGAUGAGUAAGGCCAUGUAGGUUGCUUCCAAUUGAAUCUAUUCCAUAAAGGUUUAUAUAAGUCUCAAUAAAUUCGUUAAAUAAUACUUCUGCAACACCAAGCAUACUUUUGUAAUGAUCUGAGGUACAGAUCGUUACUGCACAGAAGAGUAACAUAAAGUUAAAGUACCCAUCGUUUGGCAAAAGCUUCCGUAAAAUCACCGGACCCAUAUACAAAAUAAAUGUACGGAAUUCGGUUCCUUUCCAAUUUUUAAGAUGUGUGAGAGGUCUAGCGCGUCUGUGAAUUUCGGAUGGCAUUGUAGAGUUUAUUCGCUGUAGAAAGGCAGACAUCGUUUGAAUAUCUCUACCUGAAAACUUUGUGUUGUAAUUCGUAUUCGUGAACACCCAAGUGAACAACAUUUUCUUCAUUACACCUAAAUCGAUUAGAUGAAGUGAAUCGGCAAUGGGAAAAUCUCGCACCAUAUCAAUUUUAAUACGUUCAAAUUCUGAUGUUUCUCUAUGAUGAUUAUCAUCCCUUUUUGCACGGAAACUUUCAUCUGUCCUUUUCCGGACAUUAGAUCUGACAAAUGACAUGUGCCUUUCUUGCUUGUAGUAAAUUCCCUCAAUUUCACAUUUGCCACAGCCAUGUGAAUGAUUGAAAUACACUGUCCCUGAAAAUUGUCAAUUCACAGGAAAAUACAUUAAAUAAUAUAAUAAGAAAACGAAUUAUACAAAAUAUGAACACUAAGUAGCACAAUAAGAAA
Phlebotomus papatasi is the source of this 3461-nucleotide messenger RNA. RefSeq lists its product as uncharacterized. Lineage: Eukaryota; Metazoa; Arthropoda; Insecta; Diptera; Psychodidae. The transcript has 2 exons. The record is from RefSeq and is a predicted model, not a curated record. Bases 942 to 2039 code for a protein of 365 amino acids.